Messenger RNA from Camellia sinensis, 1659 nucleotides. Lineage: Eukaryota; Viridiplantae; Streptophyta; Magnoliopsida; Ericales; Theaceae. The record is from RefSeq and is a predicted model, not a curated record.
AUGAUACAUGGACCUUGUGGUGAAAUGAAUCCAAACAACAUUUGCAUGAAGAAUGGAAAAUGCAAAAAUCAUUAUCCCAAAAAUUUUGAACCUAUAACAAGAUCUUCCAAAGACUCAUACCCAAUAUACAAGCGUCGUGCUGAUGGUAAUCAAGUGAAAAUCAGAGGGCAAAUUUUGGAUAACCGUUGGGUAGUUCCGUACAAUCCAUAUCUUCUUGCCAAAUAUGAUUGCCACAUUAAUGUGGAAAUUUGUUCAACAAUCAAAGCUGUCAAAUAUUUGUACAAGUAUAUUUACAAAGGCCAUGAUAAAAUUGCAUUCCAUAUUGUUCAAGAAAAUCAAUCAGAAAUCAUAGAUGAAAUCCAACAAUUUCAGUCCGCAAGAUGGAUUUCACCUCCAGAGGCAAUGUGGAGAAUUUAUGCAUUCUCUUUGAAUGACAUAUACCCAUCAGUAAUCCAUCUUCAAAUCCACCUUGAACACCAACAAUUUGUUACUUUCAAUCCUUCAGAUGACCUAAAUUCUGUGUUAAAUGAUCCCAUCCGUUCGAAAACAAUGUUGACUGAAUUCUUUUUGAUGAACAAGUCAAAUGAGAAGGCGAAGCUUGGAAAAUAUUUAUAUAAGGAAUUCCCUGAACAUUUUGUUUGGUGGCAACAAGAUAGAAUGUGGACUGAGCGAAAAAAGGGCAAUGUUAUUGGGCGCAUUGUCACAGCACAAUUUGCACAAAGUGAAAGAUAUUACCUUAGGUUACUUCUAAACAACAUCAGAGAGCCUACAUCAUUUGAAUCCUUGAGAACCAUAAAUGGAAGAAAAGCAAAAACUUUUCGAGAAGCUGCCCUUCUCUAUGGUCUUUUACAAUCAGACAACAAUCUUGAACAAUGCUUGGAGGAAGCAAUCUCUUACCAAAUGCCUUACUCUCUAAGAAGAUUGUUUGCAACCAUUCUCACUCAUUGUGCUCCUAAUAAUCCAAAGCAGUUGUGGGAAAAAUUCAAAGACUACAUGGCAGAGGAUUAUGCCAAAACAACAAAUCUUUCAAAACAAGAAAUUUUCAAAAAAGUUCUACAGAGCAUCAAUUCAACUCUUCAAUCAAUGGGCAAAGCUAUCAAAGAUUUCAAUAUUUGCUCUGACAACAUGCUCUCAUCUGAUAAUCAAGAGACUUGUCGUGAAAUUGAAGAAGAAAUGAAUAUUGUUGUUUCUGAAGCUGAUUACCAGUCUAUCUCUCUAUUAUCCUCGGAACAAAAAGUAGCAUUUGACAAAAUCUUAAAUAGGGUCUUCUCAGGAAAUCAAGGGUGUUUUUUCAUAGAUGGUCCUGGAGGCACUGGUAAGACCUUUUUAUACAAGGCAUUGUUGGCAGCAAUUAGAUCCAAGAACUACAUUGCUCUUGCAACAGCAACAUCUGGAGUAGCAGCUUCUAUUCUCCCAGGAGACCGCACAGCCCAUUCUCGUUUCAAAAUACCUAUAGAUGUUGAUACAUAUAAAUCUUGCAACAUAGGUAAACAAACUGGGCUUGCAAAUCUUUUGAGAACUGCAAAACUAAUCAUUUGGGAUGAGGCACCUAUGGCCAAGAGGCAAAACAUUGAGGCAUUAAAUGAUAUGCUGAAGGAUAUCAAUGAGUCAGAGUUACUCUUUGGAGGCAAAGUUGUAGUUUUGGGUGGUGAUUUUUGA